AGAAGUAUCCGAACGCAGUACAAUGGUAAUUACGUGAGCCCACGCUUGUAUAGCGACGUUGCCCUAACGAUCUCUCUCUCCCUCCCUUUUAGUGAAAGACAGUGAACUGAAUAGAGGAGGCAUGAGGAGCUGCAGAGACGGCGUUGUACCUGGGGGCAGCAAUGGAGGGUUUGGCAGCACUCCAACGGUCGACAAAGGAGUCGAUUUCGCUAAUUAUUUCUGCACUUAUGCCUUUCUCUAUCAUCAAAAAGAGAUGCUCUCUGAUCGAAUCCGCAUGGACGCUUACUAUAACGCCAUAUUUGAGAAUACUCAUCACUUCCAAGGAAAGACCGUGUUGGAUGUAGGAACGGGAAGUGGUAUUCUUGCAAUUUGGUCGGCACAAGCAGGUGCGAAGAAGGUAUAUGCUGUGGAAGCUACGAAUAUGUCAGAACAUGCCCGCACACUUGUUAAAGCUAAUAAUCUUGAUCAUGUAGUUGAAGUGAUUGAGGGGUCUAUGGAGGAUGUUAGCCUGCCGGAGAAAGUUGAUGUAAUUAUAUCCGAGUGGAUGGGCUACUUUCUCCUUCGGGAGUCUAUGUUUGAUUCUGUGAUAUGUGCUCGUGAUCGCUGGCUGAAGCCCACUGGAGUCAUGUAUCCGAGUCAUGCUCGCAUGUGGAUGGCACCUAUUAGGUCAGAUUUGGGGCAUCAAAAAAUGAAUGAUUACGAAGGAUCCAUGGACGAUUGGUAUAGUUUUGUCCAAGACACCAAGUCUUCCUAUGGUGUUGACAUGAGUGUUUUAACAAAGCCUUUCUCUGAAGAGCAAGAGAAAUAUUAUUUACAGACAUCAUUGUGGAGUAACCUUCAUCCGCGUCAAGUCAUAGGGACAGCAGCUAUUGUGAAGGAGAUUGAUUGUUCUAUUGCCACUGUGAAUGAUGUCCUUGAAGUCAGAUCAAACCUUUUUUUAUCAAUCACUGGAGAGAGGACGAGGCUUUGUGGAUUUGGUGGAUGGUUUGAUGUCCAUUUUAGAGGAAGCAAGGUGGAUCCCGCUGAGAAAGAGAUCGAGUUGACAACUGCACCUUGUAUAUAUGAUGGCACACAUUGGGGCCAGCAGGUUUUCCUCCUCCAUCCUCCUAUUCAUGUUAGUGAAGGGGAUAAUCUGAAUGUUUCUUUCUCAAUGAACCGAUCUAAAGCAAAUCAUCGAUUGAUGGAGAUUGAGCUCGGUUGUGACAUUAGACAGUCUUCUGGCAAUAUUCUUCCGCCAUUCAAGAACAAGUUCUAUAUAGAGUAAGGAAAGAAACAGUUCACAUACUCUGGGAACUUUAACAUUAGCUAAGAUGUUGCACAAUUCCCGCAUCUAUUUGCUACAGUAAACCUUGUCUGAGAGCUUUGUGACGGUACUUAAUUUUUGUGAAGUGAUAAAAGUCUCAGUAUGGAAAUGGGAAGUGCCAAGUUUCUGUGAGCUCUUAGAUGAACUAGACUGGCUAACUAGAAAGAUCCUCUGGUUUCUGUCUGAAUAUUUCAGCUUUGAGUUUACUUGAUCACAAAAUUUGUUUCAUGUACUGAAGUAACGGUUGCUCUGAAUAAUCUCAAAUGGACUAGAAACUGAGAUUAUUUAGAAGAAACGACAUGACCAAAUGGUUAUAUUCUUUUUUAUGUGUUUAUGUGCACCUUCAGAUAUAUAAUAUUUCGAUGUGUUUGGAGAA
Messenger RNA from Mangifera indica (mango), 1679 nucleotides. RefSeq names its product protein arginine N-methyltransferase PRMT10-like. Lineage: Eukaryota; Viridiplantae; Streptophyta; Magnoliopsida; Sapindales; Anacardiaceae. Gene Ontology annotation, biological process: peptidyl-arginine methylation. Gene Ontology annotation, cellular component: nucleus. Gene Ontology annotation, molecular function: protein-arginine N-methyltransferase activity. The record is from RefSeq and is a predicted model, not a curated record. The coding region runs from base 122 to 1264 and encodes 380 amino acids. The transcript is spliced from 8 exons.